GAGGAACGAGAAUGCCGCAACCAAAAGAAAUGCUUAUGAUGGCUGGCACAAGCCACCCAGAUCUGUGCGAUAAGAUAUCCCGGAUACUCACCAAAGACUUUGUGGACGUCGACGUUGACGCUAGGAGCAAUGGGGAAAAGCUGUAUGUCCUGAGAGUUUAA
Messenger RNA from Sphaeroforma arctica JP610, 161 nucleotides. RefSeq lists its product as hypothetical. The annotation marks the transcript as partial. Lineage: Eukaryota; Ichthyosporea; Ichthyophonida. The record is from RefSeq and is a predicted model, not a curated record. The transcript has a single exon.